AUGGUGAAUGACAACCAAGGCUCAACAAGAUCAACUCUCAUUGAACAGACAAUCAAAGGAGCUAUUGCAGGCGGAAUUACUGGUGCAAUAGAGAUAUGUAUCACAUACCCGACUGAAUAUGUCAAAACACAACUGCAGCUCGAUGAACGUAUGGGCAGUGCUAGACAGUAUUCAGGACCCAUUGAUUGUGUAAAGAAAACAGUAAAAUCUUAUGGUGUACGGGGUCUGUAUCGGGGUUUAUCUGUACUUCUUUAUGGUUCCGUUCCUAAAUCGGCUGUCAGAUUUGGAGCAUUCGAGGAAUUCAAACGUCAUAAUGUAUCGCCUGAUGGAACGCUUACAGCUGGAAGAAAACUUCUAUGUGGUUUAGGUGCAGGUGUAUGCGAGGCUAUAUUGGUGGUGACUCCAAUGGAGACGAUUAAAGUAAAAUUUAUCAAUGAUCAGACAUCGAAAAAUCCACACUAUCGAGGGUUUUUCCAUGGCUGUCGUUGUAUCAUCAAAGAACACGGCAUUACUGGUAUUUAUAAAGGUGUAACCCCGACAAUUCUUAAACAAGGCAGUAAUCAAGCCAUUCGUUUCUUUGUCAUGGAAACACUUAAAGAUGGCUAUCGACAAUAUCGAGGCGAUAAGGUUAGUGGACUACCUGUGCCAAAAUUAUUGACCGGAUUGUUUGGUAUCGUGGCUGGAGCAGCGUCAGUAUACGGAAAUACACCGUUGGAUGUUAUUAAAACACGAAUGCAAGGUUUAGAUGCACAUAAAUAUAAAAAUACACUUCAUUGUGCUUGGAAAAUAUGGGUUGAAGAAGGCUUCUUUGCUUUCUACAAAGGUGCAGUACCUCGAUUAGGUCGUGUCUGCUUAGAUGUUUGUAUCAGUUUUAUGAUCUAUGAUUCAUUUAUGGAAAAUUUCCAUAAAGUAUGGGAUGCGAAGAAAACCUAAGGUGCAUUGUGGGUGCGUGAGUGUGUGGUGGUCAUUAUUUGUACAAUAUUCUUCAUACCACAAAAUCUAUAUUAUUUAUUAUACCAUUAUACCAUUGGUUGUGAUCAAACUCUUCGCUCUGACUGGAGUUACUCACUAUCAACCCAGUUAGUUAUCCAUGGAACUUUUUUUAUACAACUAGUAGGAAGAAUAUUUGAAUAAAGAGGAAAUUGACUAAUUUCAAGUAUAUUACUUAUUUAUUUAUUUAUUUAUUCAUAUAUUUCUAUUUAUCGGUUGUUAUGUUAUGUAACAAGCAUUCCAAUGGUUUCAUCAUUACUUUAACAAUGGUUGUGCUACUAAAUAGUCAUUUAUGGUUGUGCAAUAAUGAUAAUAAUAACGACAAAAUUGGUUAACGGUUAUUUUUAUUAUUACUAUUGUUAUUAUUAUCACUAUUACUAUUACAACUACUACUUCGAACUGAAAUAUUUUCGAUGUUUGUUUCAGAUAUUUUUUAAAGAUGAUUUUUUUGCGGGG
Trichobilharzia szidati is the source of this 1446-nucleotide messenger RNA. The record is from the annotation of a GenBank genome assembly. NCBI's taxonomy places the organism in Eukaryota, Metazoa, Platyhelminthes, Trematoda, Strigeidida, Schistosomatidae.